Molecule: messenger RNA, 2196 nt
Organism: Eremothecium gossypii ATCC 10895
Lineage: Eukaryota; Fungi; Ascomycota; Saccharomycetes; Saccharomycetales; Saccharomycetaceae
Gene: STT3
Product: dolichyl-diphosphooligosaccharide--protein glycosyltransferase subunit STT3
Exons: 1
Coding region: 1-2196 (731 amino acids)
Biological process (GO): post-translational protein modification
Cellular component (GO): membrane
Molecular function (GO): dolichyl-diphosphooligosaccharide-protein glycotransferase activity
Source: RefSeq, marked provisional
AUGGCAAGCAUGAAGGUAACAGCAAUGCUGGGUUGCCUGCGGGCGCUUCUCAAGACGGUGAUCAUUAUCUGUCUCUUCGGAGCGGCAAUCUCGUCACGACUGUUUUCCGUAAUCCGGUUCGAGUCCAUCAUCCACGAGUUCGACCCCUGGUUUAACUUCCGCGCAACACAGUACCUGGUGAGCCACUCGUUCUACGAGUUUCUGAAUUGGUUUGACGACCGGACGUGGUACCCGCUAGGACGCGUGACGGGCGGGACGCUGUACCCGGGGCUGAUGACCACUUCUGCGCUGAUCUGGCACGGGUUGCGGAAGUUCGGGCUGCCAGUGGACAUCCGGAACAUCUGUGUGCUGUUUGCGCCCGCGUUUGCCGGGCUGACGGCGCUGGCGACGUAUGAGUUCACGAAGGAAAUCAAGGACGAGAAGACGGGGCUGCUGGCUGCGGCGUUCAUGGCGAUAGUGCCCGGGUACAUCUCGCGGUCUGUGGCGGGCUCCUACGACAACGAGGCGAUCGCCAUCACGCUGCUGAUGGUCACGUUCAUGUUCUGGAUCAAGGCCAUGAAAACGGGCUCGAUACUGCACUCCACGCUAGCGGCGCUCUUCUACUUCUACAUGGUUUCUGCCUGGGGAGGCUACGUCUUCAUCACGAACCUGAUCCCGCUGCACGUGUUCAUUCUGAUUCUGAUGGGCCGCUACAAGAGUAAGCUGUACACGGCGUACACUACGUGGUAUGCGAUCGGGACUGUGGCGUCCAUGCAGAUACCGUUUGUUGGGUUUUUGCCGAUUCGCUCCAAUGACCACAUGGCUGCGUUCGGCGUCUUUGGCCUCAUCCAGUUGGUCGCGUUGGGCAGCUACAUGAAGUCCCAUGUCUCCACCGAUAAGUUCAAGAUCGCACUCCUAAUCUCGGCCGCCGUUGUUGGGGGGAUUGGAGUGUCGGGCCUGUGUGCGCUGACCAUGCUGGGGUACAUCGCUCCUUGGACCGGCCGUUUUUACUCGCUUUGGGACACAAACUACGCGAAGAUCCACAUUCCCAUCAUUGCCUCCGUGUCCGAACACCAGCCUACGGCGUGGCCUGCAUUUUUCUUUGACAAUCAGUUUCUCAUCUGGCUCUUCCCCGCCGGCGUCUUCCUUCUAUUUUUGGACCUGAAGGACGAGCACGUCUUCGUGAUCGUGUACUCGGUGCUGUGCUCGUACUUCGCGGGCGUGAUGGUGCGUCUGAUGCUGACGCUGACCCCCAUCAUCUGUGUUGCCGCGGCGUAUGCGCUCUCCAAGCUCUUCGACGAGUACCUCGACUUCUCGGACCUGCGCCGCGCCGCGCCCGACGCCAAGGACGCCGCGCGCCCCUCGCGCCGCGAGGCGUUCCUGAACCUGCUCGCGAAGCUCCUCGUAUCAGGCACCUUCCUCUUCUACCUCUUCCUCUUUGUCUACCACUGCACGUGGGUCACCUCGACCGCCUACUCCUCGCCCUCCGUCGUGCUGCCUUCGCACAACUCCGACGGCUCCCCCGCGCUCAUUGACGACUACCGCGAGGCCUACUACUGGCUCCGCAUGAACACGCACCCCGACGCCAAGGUCGCCGCCUGGUGGGACUACGGCUACCAGAUCGGCGGCAUGGCCGACCGCACCACCCUGGUCGACAACAACACCUGGAACAACACCCACAUCGCCACUGUCGGCAAGGCCAUGGCCUCGCCCCAGGACAAGGGCUACGAGAUCCUUCGCGCCCACGACGUCGACUACGUCCUCGUCAUCUUCGGCGGCGUACUCGGCUUCAGCGGCGACGACCUCAACAAGUUCCUCUGGAUGGUCCGCAUCGCAGAGGGCAUCUGGCCUGACGAGAUCCGCGAGCGCAACUACUUCAGCGCCAGCGGCGAGUACCGCAUGGAUGCCGCCGCCUCCCCCACCAUGAAGAACGCGCUCAUCUACAAGCUCUCCUACCACCGCUUCCCCGAGCUCUUCGGCGACACCCAGGCCACCGACCGCGUCCGCGGCCAGACCAUCUCCGCGGCCGACAUCGGCUCGCUCGACUACUUCGAGGAGGCUUUCACCUCCGAGAACUGGAUGGUCCGCAUCUACAAGCUCAAACAGCCCGACACCCUCGGCCGCACCUUGCAGGAGGCUAGCGCGUUCGACCGGGAGCUCGGCGCAGGCGUCAAGAAGAGGCUCGUCAAGAAGCCCGCCGUGGGCCUCGUGCUCUGA